This is a messenger RNA of Eupeodes corollae, 1033 nucleotides long. RefSeq lists its product as uncharacterized. The record is from RefSeq and is a predicted model, not a curated record. The transcript has 3 exons. Lineage: Eukaryota; Metazoa; Arthropoda; Insecta; Diptera; Syrphidae. Bases 58 to 387 code for a protein of 109 amino acids.
CAUUGCUUUAGUUUUUCAUUUAAUGGAAAGUGACAAAUCGAAUUAAAAUAAACAAAAAUGGAACAAAUUGACCCAAUAAAAGAAAUUUUAAUGAAAUAUUCAACAAUUGAAGAGCAUUUGGAUAAACGGUUACAAGAAAUGAAGCAGGAAGAGUUGAAAUCGAAAAUACUACACGAUGAGGACAAUGAUAAGUCUUCACAGGAACCAUACAAACUUCUUAAUUUAGAAGAAGCGAAGAUAAGAAAUUCGAAUUUAAUCAAGUCAUUGGAAAUUUCUAAGGCACGUCUAAGAUCUAGAUCGACAUUCUCACCAGUUGAACAAAUUCUUCAACAAGCAAUUGAAAACUAUCGGAAGAAUCCCGCACUUCAAUGCAAUUCAAGCCAAUAAACAAUUUUAAUAAAAUAAAUUUACUCAUUUGGUCUUAUAACACCUUAUUUUAGUUUUUUGAUACAUACUUAAAUUAUAUUUAAAGAGUGUUUUAUAUUUGUUUAAUGAGAAUAAAUUAUGUCAUGUGAAAAGUGUGCUUUGUAUAAAUUUUGAAGUCCAUUUUGUAUUUAAUAUAGUUUCUUUUAUAAUUUUUCCAAUUUUGUACUUAGCGUUCGAUAAGAACAAUGUUGAAUUACGUUUACUCAGGAAAAGAGAUCAAUUUAAUGAAAUGUGUAUUAUACAAUUUUGUAUAAAAUUUAAAUUUAAACAACAAAUCAGUUUAUCAAGAAAUAUUAUUACCUAUGUACAUAUAUUUCAUAAUCACUUAAUACUAAAAUAUCAAAUCCAAGCCAGCCAGGCACAUAUAAAAGGUGGCAUGAAUUCUGUUAAAUACAUUUAAAUUUAACUUUUUUUUUUCUCAAAAAUACUAUUUGUUUUAUCUUUUACUCAACUCCUUUGUGUUACCAAGAGGAAAAGAAACCAAAUAUUCAAAAUUGUAUGCAUAUGUACGUUAUAUUUUUUAAAUAACUAAUUAAUAACACUCCAGCAAGUUUAAGUACCUAUAACAUUUCGACCUAAAUUUAAAAUAAAUGAACAAACAACAUAA